Mus musculus (house mouse) is the source of this 2397-nucleotide messenger RNA. It is a transcript of the gene Ccdc51, whose product is annotated as coiled-coil domain containing 51. Gene Ontology annotation, cellular component: mitochondrial ATP-gated potassium channel complex; nucleoplasm; mitochondrion. The coding region runs from base 81 to 1301 and encodes 406 amino acids. Gene Ontology annotation, biological process: cell volume homeostasis; potassium ion transmembrane transport; mitochondrial potassium ion transmembrane transport. The transcript has 4 exons. The record is from RefSeq and is marked provisional. Lineage: Eukaryota; Metazoa; Chordata; Mammalia; Rodentia; Muridae. Gene Ontology annotation, molecular function: mitochondrial ATP-gated potassium channel activity.
GACCGGUCAGGGGUCAAUUGAGUGGCAGACGCGGGGCUUUCUGCUGGAGCCUAAUAGGCUUAGGCAAUUCAGUUCUUGCCAUGACAGGGUGCAGCCCCGUGUUCGCAAUGCAGCACGUGGUGGGUGUACCCCGUAUACUGGUACGGAGAACCUUCCUUGGGACGGACGUCACCAUGACAAGGACUCUGUGCAGUCCAGGUCCCAGAGAGAAGCGACCGGAAGCCGCAGCCUUAGGGCUCUUUCACCGCCUCCCGGAAUUGGGAAGAACACUGAGCCACACCGUUCGCCAUCAAGCAGCCUCUACUGCCAAGGCUUGGUGGGACAGAUAUGAAGAGUUUGUGGGACUCAAUGAAGUUCGGGAGGCCCAGGGAAACGUGACAGAGGCGGAGAAAGUGUUCAUGGUGGCUCGUGGGCUUGUUCGAGAAGCUCGGGAGGGUUUGGAAGCUCAGCAGACUAAGCUGAAGGAGGUGAGGGACCGCUUGGACCGAGUCUCCAGGGAGGACAACCAGUACCUGGAGCUGGCCACUUUGGAGCACAGGAUGCUACAGGAAGAGAAGAGGCUCCGAAUAGCAUACCUGCGUGCAGAAGACUCAGAGCGAGAGAAGUUCUCUCUCUUCUCUGCAGCUGUGCGGGAGAGUCAUGAGAAAGAGCGUACAAGGGCUGAGAGGACCAAGAACUGGUCCCUUAUUGGGUCAGUUCUAGGAGCUCUGAUAGGUGUGGCCGGUUCCACCUAUGUUAACCGCGUCCGGCUACAGGAGCUGAAGGCCUUACUCCUGGAAGCACAGAAAGGUCCUGCGAGUCUCCAGGAGGCCAUCCGUGAACAGGCUUCUAGCUAUUCCCUCCAACAGAAAGACCUCCAGGACCUUAUGAUGGAUCUGAGGGGCCUGGUGCACGCCGAGCAGGGCCAGGGCUCCGGGUCACCAACAGGUUCUUCUACCAGAGGAAAAGACAUAGAUGGCCUUUCAGCCACCAUGAAAGAGCAGCUCCGUCAUUCCAGGCAGGUCUAUUCCUGCCUAGAGGGUUUACGAGAGCAGCUUGAUGGCCUGGAAAAGACUUGCAGUCAAAUGGCUGGGGUGCUUCAGCUGGCACAGGCUCCAGCACAUCCAGGCACGGUGGGGCCGGUGGAUGGGGCCCUGCCCAGCUCCUUGCUGGAACACGGGAGUGUGAUCUUGGCCCUGUCAGAGAUGGAGCAGAGGCUAGAAGCCCAGGCUAACAGGAACACUGUCUCUAGCACACUGGUCACCUGUGUGACCUUCCUGGCCACAUUGCCUCUGCUCUACAUGCUGUUCAAGACCAGUUAACCCUGGGGACCUUCUUCAAAGGGACCGAAGGGUGACUGUCGCUUUUGUUGGUGAUAUAAUGAAUCUUGAGGUACACACAACCUCAGCCUGACUCUGAAUGCCAUCUGAGGGGCUCACCAUCUGAGAUAUAUUUUAUUUUGUAGGUAGUACCUAUUUACAUUAAUUAUCGAAGUUUUGUGCAAAUGUCCAAUUAAAAUAUCUAAGAAUUUGUAUUAUUUAAAAGGUAGUUAUAUCAGACUCAGUUUUAUCAUUGAUUUCAGAAGUCUGGGACUUGAAGUUUAGCCUGGAGUGGGGGCUCACCCCCUUUAGUUCCUUUCUCAUCUCCUAGUGGUCCUAGCUCAGGACUAUGUUGGAUGAAGUUAGCCCUGGAUUCUCACUUAGAAUGUCCUGACACUGUUGCCCUCUGCUUGUUGGGCCUUCCUGUGUGUGGGCUCAAUCGAGUAGAGCCUCACCUGGUGCGUGGCUUGGGGAAGAAGAAGCGAUGCCGUUCUGGUGCUGAAAGGAAGAGACUGGGGUCAUCAUUACAGAUCCGUGCUGGUCUGCAUAUCCCUGAUACAGAGUCCUGUCCAUGCAACCUGGGACCCUCAAAACGGCACAGGCAUAGUCCAGGCCCUCGCUGGCAGCAGUGUGGAGACGAAAGGAAGGGAACAGUGAAACAUGGAAGUGGACCGCCCUGGGAACCUUGACCUCUCUUCAUAGGGAACAGUGACCCUUGACCUCUGCUAAAUGGCGUGGGUGGCCUUAUGUAAAUAGAAUUUGUGGAGUGUUGCUCUGUGCUGAGUAUUAGCUGUCUAGAGCCUUAGUGGAGAGUCAGUCUAACAGCCUCCCCCAGAGGGCACCCCCACCCGAGUGCACCACAGCUGUCCUCUUCCAGGGGGAGCUUGUUUGUGCCUAUGAAGCCAGAAGCCUUUCUCAUGAGCAGCCCUCUCUGCUUGGAUACUGUGCUCAUUUCUAAACAGCAAGUGUGGCCCGAAAAUGGCUCCUAAGUUCUUUGAAUCUCUGAGAACCUAAUCUCUCGGUCAGUUGAUCACUUAUUGUCAUACAGUAGUUCCCUGCAAAUAAAACAAGCCCAGCACCUAAGGGUGUUGAUACCCCU